CUUGGCACGUCAAGGAUCAACACUGUCAUGCAUCCAAUCCGACUCGCUGCUACGCAACUGCUCACGUCUCACCGCAACAGCUCAUGUUUGGCCUAGUUGAGAAACUAAGACGACCGCUGCAGCCGUCGUGCCGCAAUGAUGCUAGUGAUCUUGCCGCAAGUACAUACAAAGGCGCAGCGCUCAGCCGCCAUCCUGAAGACGGGGAGCGCUGAACCACCUGACUGAGCUGCUGACCCUCAUUUCUUGUCUUGUCUUGGAGCACAUAAGGCAUCUAAGUACAUGCGCCGCAUACAGAGGUCACACUAUCUAGUGCGCCAUUCACGAUGAAAGACCAGCCGACCUUAGAAGGCGCCUAUCACGCCGGCAAGCAAAGAUGGCAAGAGACGGAUGAAGAGAAGGCUUUUCGCAAGCUCGCUGGCUUCCACGAAAUAGAAAGCAAAAUGCCGUCGAUAGGAACGAAACGCAAGAGCACCUUCGUGGACAGCUUUACCAGUUACUUUGGGAAGGGCAACCCCUUCGCGAGCCCGGUGGACGCAAAUCGACAUGUUGUAUGGCUGUUUGACAACACCGCAUAUCAAGAAAAAGGGUCCGGGGCAUGGAAUGCAGAAGUAGUCUCGAGCUUCUUUGUGAAAAACUCGGGCAGAGACGAAAGCCACGUCAUCGCGACUUUGGCUUCCAUCCUGGGAAUAACUGAAGAUGAGGAGGCAAAGGAGACGUUGGAACGGAGACUACGCCCUAUGUUGGACACUGUCUUGCCAUCGCACACGGUCAAGAUCUCGAUCGGGGGCGACAAGAACGACCUGCGCAAGCUUGGACCGGGCGAUAGGGAUGGCAUAAGCAACGACAUCGUCACCUUCAAGGGCGAUUUCAAGGACGGUGAAACUUUAACCUCGAACGCGGUCGGAAUCAAGACGGCCAUGCCGCUCACAACCACCUUUGCCGCUCAAACAGGCUGGGCCGUGAUCAGUGACAUCGACGACACCAUCAAGAAGACCAUGACGGCCUCGCCGAUCGGCAUUCUGCGCACAACCUUCGUCGAAGAGCCAACACCUAUUACAGGCAUGCCAGAGCUGUACAAGCAAAUCAGUGUCGCCCUCAACAAUCCUCCUUUUUGGUAUUUGUCCGCUUCUCCUUACAAUCUCUAUCCUUUCUUACGCGAGUUUCGUUCGGCGUACUACCCUCCGGGCACGCUGAUUCUCCGAGAAGCGUCUUGGAUGAAUCUCGCUGGCUUCCUGACGUCCCUAACCCAAGGAACCGAGGCCUACAAAGUCGACCGCAUGAAGAAGCUGCAGGCCUGUUGGCCACUCCGCAAGUUCUUGUGCAUAGGUGACAGCACGCAGAGUGACCCGGAGGCAUAUGGCGAGAUGUUCAGAAGCUUCCCUGGCUGGAUUGGUGCAAUUUUCAUCAGGAAAGUUGUCGACGUCGAGCCCAUGGAUGAGUCAGAGAAGAACAAACCGGAACGAUUUGAAAAAGCGUUCAAAGAUGUACCAAGGGAGGUGUGGACUGUCUUUGACGACCCCAAGGAGCUGGUGAGUAGGGUGGAGCAGUUGGCUACACAAGUCAUUUAGUUGGGAGGAUUUUGGGACAGCACGUAAGUUUCGAGCUUGGGUUGGCCUUUCCCCAGAUAUAUACCCCCUCCCAUUUAUUUUGUUCUCCCGCAUUCUCACUGGUGUGUUUUCACUGUUCGAUCGUUUGAGUUCACUGUUAGAUUUCUUAGCUGGGCUUGGUAUUUGUUGUCCUCGUUGCACGCACCAAAGUUCUCUAGCGAGAGGCCCCCCAUAUGAUUGAGCAGGAUCGACGCCACUGGGGGGCAGAUAUAUCAAGACGGCGUGUGUAUCGUAAAUGGGAACGCCCAUCGCUGGUAAGGCACGAUGGACCUAGGAAGCUUUAAUGACAUGUUGAUUCAAGAAUUGUGCUCGCUUCUUUAGAAUGGCAUCGCGAUUUUGUAAGCUCGAAUUCUUUGUGGGCGUCCAACCAUGUGUGAAAAUUCUCAAGCCUGCAUGUUCAGUGCAGUAUGGAUAUACAUAGUUAGAGCUCUAAAUUAGGGCAAGAAAAUCUACAAGAUAUGCUGACCGCC
Molecule: messenger RNA, 2077 nt
Organism: Verruconis gallopava
Lineage: Eukaryota; Fungi; Ascomycota; Dothideomycetes; Venturiales; Sympoventuriaceae
Exons: 1
Coding region: 324-1568 (414 amino acids)
Cellular component (GO): actin cortical patch
Molecular function (GO): phosphatidate phosphatase activity
Source: RefSeq, a predicted model, not a curated record